Molecule: messenger RNA, 1225 nt
Organism: Rhodamnia argentea
Lineage: Eukaryota; Viridiplantae; Streptophyta; Magnoliopsida; Myrtales; Myrtaceae
Product: BRASSINOSTEROID INSENSITIVE 1-associated receptor kinase 1-like
Exons: 2
Coding region: 10-1062 (350 amino acids)
Biological process (GO): protein phosphorylation
Molecular function (GO): ATP binding; protein kinase activity
Source: RefSeq, a predicted model, not a curated record
GCUUGAAAGAUGGUGUUCAAUCUCCGAACCUUCAGUUUUGCCGAGUCCGUUGAAGACGAUCCAACUCCUCCUAAAACCUUCUCUCUAAAGGAGCUCCGAGUCGCGACACACAACUUUCGCAAAGACAACAUCGUGGGGGAAGGUGUAUUCAACAUAGUUUACCGGGGGCGCUUGGCCGAUGGUUCGCUAGUGGCUGUAAAGAGAGCGCGCUUUGUCGAUCAACUGAGCAACGAGCUGUUCGAAGAAGCAAUGAAAGUGGGAAGCACAAUUUCGAGGCACCCAAACGUGCUAUGCCUGAGGGGCUUUUGCAGGACCAAGAAAGAGCUCUUGCUGGUCUAUCCCUUGAUGGUCAACAAUAGCCUAUCUUACCAUCUUAGAGAGAGACCGGAUCGGUUUGCCCGACCUCUCGAUUGGACUACUCGCAAGCGGAUAGCCUUGGGAGUAGCGAGGGGGCUUGCGCACCUUCACAAUCAAGGAGGAUUUGCGCUUGCCAUGAUCAUGCACGAGGGAAAUGUAGAGGAAGGGGCUAUUGAGUGGCGCACGGGUUCAGCUGAUUCUGGCUCCGAUUCUCCAUCCUAUCAACCCUAUGAAGAUGUUUAUGUCGACACCGACCUCUGUGGCACACAUGGGUUUAUUGCCCCCGAGUACUUGUGCACAGGACAGUGCACACUGAAGAAUGAUGUCCAUGCAUACGGGAAAAUGCUUCUCGAGCUCAUCUCGGGACAGUCAAUUUUGGAACUUAAUAAGUUGGCGCAUUUUCAAAAUCUCAAUCCGGCCGAAUGGAUUGGUAAUUUUCUGAACAAGAACGAGUUGGGAAGGGUACUCGAUCCCUAUCUGCUGGGGAACUACGUGGAAGAAGAAACAGAGGGACUAGUCCGGUUGGCAUUGUUGUGCGCACAUGAGGAUCCAUCUGUUCGACCAAAGAUGUCUGCGGUGGUUCGAAUGCUCGAAAGCCAGUCUCUUCAGCGGGACCCCAGUUCAAGGAGUAGUUGGAGUCAAAGCGAGUAUGACUCAACUCCGUACUACUCUUUCCCUCCUUCUCCUCAGGGGAUUGCUCCAUGACUGGCAUGUCGAUACUACAUCAUCACCAUUGCCUUUUACCUUCAAUAACGAAUCCGGCUUCUAUGUUUUUAUCUUCCUAAACUCUGUAUGUACAAUGUUUCCACCAGUUUCAUUCGAAUGAUCUUCCUGUAAUACCGUUCUCUGAUAUUUGGGCACAUAUACC